Linum trigynum is the source of this 423-nucleotide messenger RNA. The record is from the annotation of a GenBank genome assembly. Lineage: Eukaryota; Viridiplantae; Streptophyta; Magnoliopsida; Malpighiales; Linaceae.
AUGGAGCCAUGGGACAUCUGGAACCAGUACUUUCGAGGCGGCGCACACAAAGAAGAUGCUGACGACGGCGACGACGACGAGAAGAAGAACAAUCGACUCUACUUGUUCACGCCGCUCAAGAAGCGGACCGCAACAGGGUCAAGACUCGACCGCAGCGUCGGAUCCAACGGCGGGACUUGGCACGAGGACAACGUCGGCAGAGAGUCGCAGACCCUAGGCGGCGCCGUUUUGUGGACUGUGAAGCGGUUCAGCUACCGUACCAAGAAGAACAAGAAGGAGGAGGACAAAGGGACGCAGCUAACCUUUACUGCCCAGAUAUAUAUUCGUAGGGGAGUUACUUCCCUUUCAUGUUUCUACCUAUUUCCUUUUCUGCCUCCUCUUAACUUGCCAUUUUUAUCACAAUGGCGUCAUGAUUGUAACUGA